Messenger RNA from Perca fluviatilis (European perch), 4801 nucleotides. Its product is annotated as monocarboxylate transporter 12-like. The record is from RefSeq and is a predicted model, not a curated record. Lineage: Eukaryota; Metazoa; Chordata; Actinopteri; Perciformes; Percidae. Gene Ontology annotation, biological process: transmembrane transport; monocarboxylic acid transport. The transcript has 9 exons. Bases 432 to 2228 code for a protein of 598 amino acids. Gene Ontology annotation, molecular function: monocarboxylic acid transmembrane transporter activity.
CAUAUAUUCAGUUUGCGGGCUUAGUUGUGUUGCAGAGCACCUUCAGGGUGCAGGAGAGGCAGCAGCAGAGAAACACGUGUUUGUUCUUUGUCUUUGUUCGUUUUUAUUUAUUUUUAUUUGAUCGCCUGUUUGCGUUUCUAGUCAGUUGAGCCGUGAAGCGGUGGCACAGGAGGAGCUAAGACCGAAUGUAAGCGAAUUGAUCGAGAAAGAGGAAGAAGGAGCAAACAGAAAGGAAAGAAGGCCCUUUGAGUUUUCUGAAGAUCUUUAAGCAAGUGACUGCGGUUUUGACAGAACAAACCCAGCCAAUGAAAACGUGCUGUGCAUUUAGAGACAAAAGGGGAACAUUGAGGAGUGGACUUGUGACCUCCAGCAUUCCUUGUAACAGAGGGCGAGCUCACUGAUGUCAGUCUGCCUUGUGAUUGGCUGGAGCGAUGGCAGGUACCAAGGUGGAGAAGCUCGAGGGAGGCAAAAGGCCACCGGGGGUCAUGGCCCCGCCGGAAGGUGGCUGGGGCUGGAUGAUCGUCGCUGGAUGUUUCCUCGCCACCAUCUGUAUCCGGGCAGUGACCAGAUGUGUUUCCAUGUUCUUUGUGGAGUUCCAGCUGCACUUUGAGAAGGAUUAUUCGACCACCGCCUGGAUCAAUAGUCUGAUCGACGCCACCACCAUGCUCUGUGCUCCUCUGGGUGGUUUCCUUGGGGACCGACUCUCCUGCAGAGCUACAGUGAUCCUGGGAGGUCUGCUGUCUUCUUCUGGUCUGGUCCUCAGCUCCUUUGCUUCCAGUCUGGAAUAUCUAUACAUCUCCCUGGGCAUCCUCCCAGAUUUGGCAACAUAUCCAUCCUCUACAGGUCUUGGCUUUGCUCUUAGCUACACACCAGCUAUAGCGAUGGUUGGGAGGUACUUCAGUGAGAGGAAAGCUCUGGCCUAUGGCAUCGCCAUGUCUGGGAGUGGCAUUGGGACCUUCAUUCUGGCUCCUGCAAUCCAACUGCUUAUAGAGCAUUACUCCUGGAGAGGAGCUCUUCUCAUCCUGGGAGGAUUUGUUUCCAACCUGUGUGUCUGUGGUGCUCUGAUGAGGCCGCUGGAACCAAGAAGAAGUGAAGGGAUAUGGGAGAACAAUAUGGCAAACCUGGAAAAAGAUUGUAUGACAACAGCACUGGAUUCCAAAGACACAAAACAAGUACCUGCUGAUUGCAGCCAAGUGGAAGCAAAGCAGCUGGAAAUAAACAACUUAAUGGAUACUCAAAGGCUGCUUAUCGCCACUGGAGCGCUCAAAAACUUUGACCUUAAAAACAACAAACUAGUUCAGGGGAACAUAGCGCUGUUAUCAAGUUCAAGCCCGUCUGAUCGGAAGAUAGCUGAUUGCAUUUUAUUUAGCAACAAGCUAACAGAGACAGUGCCAGGGGGGCUCAAACACUCAGAUCACAAACUAUCAAAUGCUAGCACAACUGAGGACUCAAAAUUGGUGGAAAGCAUGAAAUUGAAAAAGGCAGCUGACAUGGAUGCUAAGAUAGCAGAGCCUUUAGUGAGCACAAACACUUCAUCCAGAGGUCACUGUUUUUGUCUCGAGUCCAGGGAAGAGUUUAGAUUUCUUGUGAUACCCGACUUCCUGAUUCUGUCUGUGUCCUUACUGUUUCUGGCUUAUGGCUGCAGCGCUCCAGUAGUUUACCUGGUUCCUUAUGCUCUCAGCAUGGGGUUGGAGUCCCAGCAGGCUGCCUUCCUCAUGUCCAUAUUUGGAGUCAGCGGCAUUGUGGGUAACAUCACCUUUGGAUGGAUCACGGACAGGAAGUAUCUGAAGAGGUAUCGCAUGCUGAGCUACAUGAUGGCAAUAGGCAUGGAUGGCCUUUGCUGCAUGUUCAUCCACCUCCUUCACUCCUUCCCCCUCCUGGUCCCAUUUUCUGUACUCUAUGGGUACUUUGACGGGGCAUAUGUGGCGCUUAUCCCAGUGGUGACCUCUGAUGUUGCGGGCUCCACCUACCUGACCUCCGCUCUGGGUGUUGUCUUCUUCCUGCAUGGCAUCCCCUACCUGAUUAGCCCACCAAUCGGAGGUUGGUUAGUAGACAGGACAGGAAAUUACAAGGCAACCUUCUUUCUCAGCGGGGCUUGCUUCCUGUUCAGCUCUGUGGUUCUAGGAGCUGCCAUGCUCGUCAGACGCUGCCAGACGUCCAAGUCUCACUCAGCUGCACGCUUAAAUCCCAAUCACACUGCUGCUGCAGCUCAGCAGGGCAUCAUAUGACAAUGCAAUCAAGAUGCUGCUCCUCCAACUGCAUGGAUGUGCACCUUACCACUGCUGGUAUGUUCAGGUGCUAUUUUGAUAUGUAUUAUACACUGUUGAUGUGUUUUGGACAUGACACUUGAAGCUCAGACUCAACAAGAGCAAUGCUGUCAGAACCUGUGCCUUUAAAGAAACAAUGUUGUGACUUUAAGACACUUAUUAUCUUGAAAUGGCGUUCUUUUUUCAGUAAGAGAUUUCUGUUUGUUUGAUGUGGAUCUUUUGUUUUGUAAAACUAAAGGGCAUUCACACUUCACGGACGCCAAAACUUGCAAGCACUUUGUCAUUAACAUUCACCGUCUUUAGUGAACUUUCCAAUUAUGUUGAGAUGUUCACUCUGAUUUAAUACAAAAUGUUGCUAUUCAAAAAAAUAUAUUAUUGAAAAAUAUAUAUUUUUAAACUUGGCCCUUAUUUUCCAAAAUGGUCCAUCUUGCCAAUUGAUUAUGUUGAACAUUUCAUUACUACACUUGCAGGUAUGACUGCAGUGUAAGCAGUUAAAACAAUGAUACUCUCACCAGUAUUUACCUUUUGAAAUAUAUUUGAACAAUUAUGAUACAUCUGGUCUUGUAGCCCUAGUAAAAAAUUGCUCAAAUUGCUUAGUGAUUUUGCGUUGCUGGCUGUCAGUUUCCCGCUAUGUUUGUACCAUAUCAGAAGAAAAGUGUGAUUCAUUUGCAUGUAUCAUGAACAUGUGAAAGAAAUGUUAAUGUUCUUGCACACCAUCACGUCUUAGUAGGAAGUGCAAGGGACCAAAACACUGCAGACUGAGUCUGUGUGAAGCAAAAAUAAAUGUGUUCUGAGUCUGUCACACCACAGUAAAAUGUAGUAAGCACCCAGACAAAAGUGUGACUAAAUAAGCAGUAUUUUCUGCUUUGAGAUGCUGGGGGCAUGUCCGCAAGGGACUGAUGCUGUGUGCUAUGGCUCUAACAUUAGUAGUAACCAUAGACUGAUAGCGACAUCGUUUUUAUACAGUAGGGGAGGGGUUAUGUUAAAGAUGACCCCGGUGUGUCCUUGAACCAUGAUUUCAGACCGCCCAAAAAAUCCUGGACACAGAAAUGGUUAAAAAAAACAACUGUUUAAUGGUUUUACUCCACAAUUCACUACUACACAGUUUACAGUCUACUCACAUGUUUUCAACAAGUAUUUUUUAACAUAAUGUGAUUGGAACAAAAUCACUGAUUUUGCUUUACCUGAAAUGUAAUGAUGAUGGCUAGAUAUGCUCAGUUCACCAUAAACUUAUAAAGAAUCAUGAACAACAUAUAGUAGGAUAUUUCUUAUCAAGGAUGCUUGAUUGUAUUAAUGUGAAAACAAAUAAUAAUUUCAAUACCUCAGAUUACACAACCUUUAUUUCUAAGAAUAUGAAACUGGCUUUUAGCCUGCACUGGAGCUGGUCUCUCUCUAAAGGAAUCCAUAUUUGGGAAAAGUCGUAUUCAUACUGUGAUUAGUGAUAUUUUUGUUGAAGGACAAUAGAAGAAAUCUUGUUUGAAAAAAACUUAGGUAACUUUUUCAACAAGUUACAUUUUUUUCACAAUAAUUUAAAACUGAAAAUCAUCGACAUUCUUUAGACUUUAAUUUAGUGAUUUAAUUGUGUUAUGUCUUAUGUCAAUAUUCACCUUGCCUUUUAAUAUGCGGUGUAUCCCUAUACAUUAAUGUUAUUAUUUACAGCAACAAAUAUCAAAACAUGUGAGACAUUUCAAGCUAAGACAAUGUGCUGAGUUCUUACCCUACCAACCCUUACUCCACAAAUGCUAACAGGGGGUUAGGGUAAGCUUAAUCCAUUUGUAAUAAAAAUGAAAAAAUGAAACCCUUAACAGAGUUUAAUAUGUGAAAAUAAUCUUUUAGAAAAUACCACACAAAAAAUGGGAAGGAAGAGGUGACAGUCCCCUUAUACCUGGAAAGCUGGAAAGAUGAAAAUGUCUGAACUGGUGCUCAUAUUUAGCCAUUUGUGCUUAACUUUUAAGACUAGUGUGUGGUUUACAGUGACCAAUAAACCUCUUUCACUAUGAAAACCAUAUUAAAAAUAUAACUCAAGACCAUGAAAGUCAAGGACAGUUGUGUUUGGUGUGUGCUAAUCAUGUCACUUGACAAGAACCUAAAUGUGAUAGUUUUGUUAAAGGUCCAAUGUGUAGGAAUUUAUCCCAUCUAGCGUUGAGAUCGUAUCAACUCUCUUUCACCACGCAGUUCAAAUGACGUAUUACAGCUACGGUAGCCUUGACGCUUCAAAAAGCCGGUCUUUUUCUUUUUUCAAUGUCCUUUUUCUUUUUCUGGGCGAAGAAGAGGACUCCUGUUCCUGAAACUUAGAUUUUGAAUACGUGCAUGAGGAAGAGUGGCAAUCGGGAGAGUCGGAAUUUUCCAGGUGGGCCGGUAGUGUUUCGAGGCCGCUCCGGCCGGUCUGAUCGUCCGCUCCGGUAGCCGCUGCCCGCUGGUCAAUCUAAUCUGUACGGUGGGCUGCGCAGCCUCUUAUUUAUUUAAUUAAUUUAUACUGUUUAUUGAUCCCCAGUGGGGAAAUUACAAUUUACACUCUGUUUGUUAGAAAUCAC